Messenger RNA from Homalodisca vitripennis (glassy-winged sharpshooter), 2256 nucleotides. RefSeq names its product transcription factor SPT20 homolog. The coding region runs from base 154 to 1740 and encodes 528 amino acids. Lineage: Eukaryota; Metazoa; Arthropoda; Insecta; Hemiptera; Cicadellidae. The record is from RefSeq and is a predicted model, not a curated record. The transcript has 2 exons.
AAUGUGAUGCCAAUAUUUCCCCAGUGUGAUAAACAGAGGUCAGAGUGGCAGUGAAUGUAGUGCAGCAGUUGAUUAGUCAAUUAUCGGCAGAGACACUGCUCAGGACAGCUCCUCACUUAACAACAUCAGCUAUCAACAUUGCGAGUAACAAAAAUGAAUGCUGCAGAUCUAUGCUGGUUGGUCAUGAUAAUCAUCACCGUCAGUAAUGUACAAUCAUACCCAUAUCAUCGAAACCAACUACAAAUAUCCAACAUACCUCCAUCUUGGGUAUACCACCAUCAUCAAAAUCAGCAGGUAGGUCUACAGCAACAAGAAAUACCAGACAAGUAUACUCAAGUGCAACAAGAGGAUUUGGGCCAACAAAGUGAAUUAGAAUUUGGUACACAGCAACCAAUUCCUGGCAAGUAUACUCAAAUACAACAAGAGGAUUUUGGUCAACACGAUGAAUUGGAAUUUGGUUCACAGCAACAACAAAUUCCCGACAAGUAUACUCAAGUACAACAGGAGGAAUUUGGUCAACAGGGUGAAUUGGAUUUAGGUUCACAGCAACAACAAAUUCCUGACAAGUACACUCAAAUACAACAGGAGGAUUUGGGUCAACAAAGUGAAUUGGAAUUUGGCUCACAGCAACAACAGAUUCCAGACAAGUAUACUCAAGUACAACAGGAGGAAUUUGGUCAACAAGGUGAAUUGGAUUUUGGUUCGCAGCAACAACAAAUUCCUGACAGGUACACUCAAAUACAACAGGAGGAUUUCAGUCAACAAGAUGAAUUGGAAUUUGGUUCACAGCAACAACAAAUUCCCGACAAGUAUACUCAAGUACAACAGGAGGAAUUUGGUCAACAGGGUGAAUUGGAUUUUGGUUCACAGCAACAACAAUUUCCCGACAAGUAUACUCAAGUUCAACUGGAGGAUUUGGGUCAACAAAGUGAAUUAGAAUUUGGCUCACAACAACAACAAAUUCCCGACAAGUAUACUCAAGUUCAACAGGAGGAUUUGGGUCAACAAAGUGAAUUGGAAUUUGGCUCACAACAACAACAAUUUCCCGACAAAUAUACACAAGUUCAACAAGAGGAUUUGGGACAACAAAGUGAAUUAGAAUUUGGUUCACAGCAACAACAAUUUCCCGACAAGUAUACUCAAGUUCAACAGGAGGAUUUGGGUCAACAAAGUGAAUUAGAAUUUGGCUCACAACAACAAAUUCCCGACAAGUAUAUUCAAGUUCAACAGGAGGAUUUGGGUCAACAAAGUGAAUUAGAAUUUGGCUCACAGCAACAACAAUUUCCCGACAAGUAUACUCAAGUUCAACAGGAGGAUUUGGGUCAACAAAGUGAAUUAGAAUUUGGCUCACAACAACAACAAAUUCCCGACAAGUAUACUCAAGUUCAACAGGAGGAUUUGGGUCAACAAAGUGAAUUGGAGUUUGGUUCACAGCAACAACAAUUUCCCGACAAGUAUACUCAAGUUCAACAGGAGGAUUUGGGUCAACAAAGUGAAUUAGAAUUUGGCUCACAGCAACAACAAUUUCCCGACAAGUAUACUCAAGUUCAACAGGAGGAUUUGGGUCAACAAAGUGAAUUAGAAUUUGGCUCACAGCAACAACAAUUUCCCGACAAGUAUACUCAAGUUCAACAGGAGGAUUUGGGUCAACAAAGUGAAUUAGAAUUUGGCUCACAACAACAACAAAUUUCCCGACAAGUAUACUCAAGUUCAACAGGAGGAUUUGGGUCAACAAAGUGAAUUAGAAUUUGGUUCACAGCAACAACAAUUUCCCGACAAGUAUACUCAAGUUCAACAGGAGGAUUUGGGUCAACAAAGUGAAUUAGAAUUUGGCUCACAACAACAACAAUUCCCGACAAGUAUACUCAAGUUCAACAGGAGGAUUUGGGUCAACAAAGUGAAUUAGAAUUUGGCUCACAGCAACAACAAUUUCCCGACAAGUAUACUCAAGUUCAACAGGAGGAUUUGGGUCAACAAAGUGAAUUAGAAUUUGGCUCACAACAACAACAAUUUCCCGACAAGUAUACUCAAGUUCAACAGGAGGAUUUGGGUCAACAAAGUGAAUUAGAAUUUGGCUCACAGCAACAACAAUUUCCCGACAAGUAUACUCAAGUUCAACAGGAGGAUUUGGGUCAACAAAGUGAAUUAGAAUUUGGCUCACAGCAACAACAAUUUCCCGACAAGUAUACUCAAGUUCAACAGGAGGAUUUGGGUCAACAAAGUGAAUUAGAAUUUGGCUCACAACAACAACAAAUU